Molecule: messenger RNA, 1950 nt
Organism: Naegleria lovaniensis
Lineage: Eukaryota; Heterolobosea; Eutetramitea; Acrasida; Naegleriidae
Exons: 4
Coding region: 1-1950 (649 amino acids)
Source: RefSeq, a predicted model, not a curated record
AUGAAAAAUGACCGAUCUGUUCAAAUGCCUCAAUUAGUUCCAAAGCGAAAGGCCUUCUCGGAGUAUUCUGUCUCCCAAGUGAUGAUCAUGAUCACACUCGCUGUUUUUUAUAUUUUGACAUUUUGCCCUAAUUUAUGCAUCAUACUAGCUUUGAAUGUAACCUCAAAAGAUUAUUCUGUAGAUUGGAAUUUAGUACCUGCGUCGCCUCCUGCAGCUGCAAAUUCUCAAGACUCUAGUUUUGGCUCAUGUGUUUGUGAUUUGACCAAAAAUCAAUGUGAUCCUAACUGUUGCUGUGAUCCUGAUUGUGCCCAAUCUACAGUCGAGAAGACCUUCUCCAAAUGUUUGAGUCCAGUCUCAAAAAAGGACAUGAAUUAUAUGUGUGUCCAGAAGAGCUUGGUGACAUUUUCUAAUUUAGACACUCUAGGAAUUAGUACAAAAGAAGUGACCCAAGAUCCAAGUACUCCAUUAUUUUGUGUUUAUUUUGAAGGAAAAUCGGUGGAUGGUCAAUACUACUCAGUGGUUGGAGAUUUGGAUGCAACGACCAUUAAAAAAACAGUUGACAAGGAGGAUGCUUCAACAGUGUACAAACGAAUGAUAUCAAAAAAGAUUGUUUAUGAAACAGUUCCCACAAUUGGAAAUCAAAAAACUGAUACGUAUUUAUAUGGAGACAAAAUUCCAACAACCACAAGCCCCAUUUCAUCCACUCUGACAUUGACCUAUCUUACAGUGCCUAGGAGCCACAGCUCUGAGCUAUGUGACACGUCGUCAUUUGUUAAAUUUGCUCAAAGCGAUGAAUUCACUCAUUCUUGUUAUUGGAUACCAACAUCAGUAGACACUCUUCAAUCACGAUGUUCAAACCAGUUCAGUUACGACAAAUUGAUCAGUACUGUCGUUGGAACAGUGGCAAACCCAAACAGUAAUAAUUUUAAGGCAGUUUCUGUCGCUCAACUCAUUUCAGUAAGCAGCACAGGUGUGGAAACCGUACUAAGCAACACCAAUAUAGCAACCACUUACACUGUAGCUACCCAAACUUGUACCAAUGCAGUCAUUGGAAUGGGAUAUUAUUUUUCAACGACCGACACUGGUACAAUAUCGAGCGUCCAAUUGAUUGUGAAAGUUGCAACGCUUGUCAAUCCUUCAUCCGUUACUCUAACCAAUAAUGUUCAAUUUAUUAAUGGAACCAUUAACGACUAUUUGAUUGGCACCACUCGGCCUAAAAGCGGAAACCCAGGUUACAUUCGGAAAAAGCCUCUCCUCGCAGGAUACACUGUCACAAAUAAUCAAAAGAGCGCCAUUUAUCAACAAGUGGAUGGUCUUACAGCACCAACAGGAUAUGGAUGCUCAUCAAAGACCUCCAUUCUAUUUGAUGUGGACUCUGUGUACUCAUGUAGCCUCUCCCUCAACAUUUCAGAACUUCAAAGUUUAUGCCUUAAAAAUUCCAUCUCACAAUUGUCGUCUCCUGUGACACAAAUUGGACGUUACGGAAAUGCAGAUUACACGAACACCAAUGACUGGGUCGCAAUAUUGCAAGACUCCACACCUAGCUCUACUUGGGACUCGUUGAAAUCAACUUGUAAUAACAUUGCUGGAGGAGUCGAAUAUCAAGUUGUGAUUGCUAAAUCGGGCUCUGUUCAAAAUGAACAAUGGAAGGUACAAGGAGUCAAACGAGUCUAUUAUCCUCUCACAUGGGCAUUCACCGGGGAUACCACUUCGAGUAAUACGUUUUGGAUUGAGACAAGAGUGAGAUUUGUGCGAGUAUCAGGCCAAGAGACGAUUCAGAAAAACUAUCCAGCUCCAAACUUUCUUCCCUUCCUUCCAGAAGAUGUGUUUUAUCCCUUCUCUCUGAUUUACUCGUCAGACGCUCCAGGGUCAACCUUUACUGUGUCUAGCACGAAUUGGUUUCUCGUAUUGAUUUCGAGCUUGUUGACAUUCGUUUUGACUGUUAUGUAA